Macrosteles quadrilineatus (aster leafhopper) is the source of this 999-nucleotide messenger RNA. It is a transcript of the gene RpL6, whose product is annotated as 60S ribosomal protein L6. Bases 136 to 954 code for a protein of 272 amino acids. NCBI's taxonomy places the organism in Eukaryota, Metazoa, Arthropoda, Insecta, Hemiptera, Cicadellidae. Gene Ontology annotation, molecular function: structural constituent of ribosome; RNA binding. Gene Ontology annotation, biological process: ribosomal large subunit assembly; cytoplasmic translation. Gene Ontology annotation, cellular component: ribosome; cytosolic large ribosomal subunit. The record is from RefSeq and is a predicted model, not a curated record. The transcript has 2 exons.
UGCUUUUGCUUACAACUUCCGUCUGUCUACUCCGGUCUUUCUUUUCUCACGUUUUCGUGUAUUUAGGUUGGAGUUUUCUACAACGGAGAGUAGGAAACCCAAUAUCAAUUCUUCAGCAGUUUAUAUAAAGAUAAAAUGCCAGAGACUAAGGUCAAACCUAAGGACGGCAAAGUCGUUCGUCCAAAGCCAGGCACUAUCAAGGCUAAUGGUAAGAAGUCCUAUGGGAACCCCAGGAACUACGACUUGGGAACUGGAGUCUACAGGUUCAGUAGGUCCAAGAUGUACCACAAGAAGGCACUGUGGAAGUUCAUGGGUAAGAAGAACCCAAAGAAGGAGAAGCCUAAGAAAAAGAACUUCAUUGAAAAGCCCAUCGGUGGUGAGAAGAACGGAGGCACUCGUAAAGUCAUCUUGACCAGAAAGACAGCUUCCUACCCAACUUGUGACAGGAUCAGGCGGCACCCGGCCAAGAAAUGCUUCAAGGACCACAAGAGGCGUCUGCGUCCCGCUCUCACUGAAGGUACUGUGUGCAUCGUCCUCGCUGGAGUACAUAAAGGCAAGCGAGUGGUCUUCUUGAAACAGCUGGGUAGCGGACUUCUCCUGGUCACUGGGCCUUACAAGCUGAACGGAUGUCCUCUCCGCAGGAUCAACAAGAUCUACGUGAUCGCCACCUCCACCAAGGUCGAUGUGUCCAACCUCAAGAUCCCCGAUGACAUCAAUGAUGACUACUUCAAGAGGAUCAAGAACAAGAAGCCCAAGAAGGAAGAGGGAGACAUCUUUGUCGCUAAGAAGGAGAAGUACAAGGCCUCAGAGAAGAGGAAGACUGACCAGAAGGAGGUUGAUAAGCAAGUGUUGGGAGCCAUCAAGAAGAUGAAGGACGCCAAGCUGGUCCGCAGAUAUCUCGGCUCAAUGUUCGCUCUCCACAGUAGUCAGUAUCCCCACAGGAUGAAGUUUUAAACACAUUUGACUUUUAUUAUUUGUUAAAUAAACACAUUUUGUGGA